Messenger RNA from Cladophialophora bantiana CBS 173.52, 552 nucleotides. RefSeq lists its product as uncharacterized. The transcript is spliced from 2 exons. The coding region runs from base 1 to 552 and encodes 183 amino acids. NCBI's taxonomy places the organism in Eukaryota, Fungi, Ascomycota, Eurotiomycetes, Chaetothyriales, Herpotrichiellaceae. The record is from RefSeq and is a predicted model, not a curated record.
AUGACCUACCUAGCGGCAGCUGCACCCUCAGACUGGUCCGGCGGGUAUGGCAGCGGUGGCCACGCUGGAAGAUGCGUUACCCAAGAUCAGGCCACAAAGCUCGUCCACGACUACGCCUUCUUUCUUGCUCACGCCGACCCCAGCCAGCUCCAACAAGCCAAUGCCACCGCUCAGAAGAUCCUUGCCCCCGAUUUUACCGAGCAGUCUGACUCGAUCAAUGGGUUCCUUGGCCUCAAGCCGGGAGACCUCACCUUCUCCAGCAAGGCCGGCUACAUCAACGUGGUAUUGAGCCAGCCACCUAUUUUCGGAAUCACUGAUCUUCAACUUGUCCCAUUCAAUUGCAACCAGAUCCUCUGGUAUUGGAAAUUCGCCAACCCGGGCAAUUUCAAUGCUCCCAUGCCGCCGCAAGCUGUUCAGGGGAUGAACAUUUUCGAUGUCAACGACCAGGGCCUCAUCGAACACGUCAACGUCGAAUUCAGCGUGUUUUACUACGUCGACCUUGGCUUCAAUGUUUCAGGCUUCGCCGGCCCGAUUUCGGGCGUGAACCCUUGA